Molecule: messenger RNA, 813 nt
Organism: Microthlaspi erraticum
Lineage: Eukaryota; Viridiplantae; Streptophyta; Magnoliopsida; Brassicales; Brassicaceae
Source: the annotation of a GenBank genome assembly
AUGGGGAAGACGACGUGGUUCGACGUGGACGGGAUGAAGAAAGGAGAGUGGACGGCGGAGGAAGACCAGAUGCUCGUCGCUUACAUCAACGAGUACGGUCUCGGCGAGUGGCGUUCAUUGCCUGCGAGAGCCGGUCUGCAAAGAUGUGGAAAGAGUUGUAGAUUAAGGUGGCUGAAUUAUUUGAGACCUGGGAUUAAAAGAGGCAAGUUCACUCCUCGGGAGGAAGAAGACAUCAUCAAAUUUCAUUCUCUUCUUGGAAACAGGUGGGCAGCGAUAUCUAAGCAAAUGCCAAACCGAACAGACAAUGACAUAAAGAAUCAUUGGAACUCAUCUCUUAAGAAAAGACUAAUCAAAAAUGGAAUCGAUCCGAUGACGCAUAAGCCUAUCGUCGUCACCGUCGAAGCUACUUCCUCUUCGACGGCUUCGUCUCCGACACCGAGCCCUUCUUCUUCUUUCUCGGCCUCAGGCUCUGCACGUCUACUUAACAAGCUCGCUGCUGGAAUCUCCUCAAGAAAACAAGGACUCGACACGAUCAAGACUAUGAUAUUUUCGGAACCAAGCCAAGCCGUUGAAGAGAAUAUGGUUAUGAUCAAGGACAAAGAUCAUGAAGAAGAGGAAGUGACUGGUUGUUUCAUGGAGAUUGAUGAGAAGCUGAUGGGCACGACGUCGUUUGAUGAGAUGCCUUGUUACUCCACUCUUACUACGACGAAUGGCUUCGUGGAUUUCGAAGACUACUCAUCAGUCGAUCCGUACGAUCUGUACCAGUCUGAUUUUCAUCAUGAGACUGAACAGCUUGACCUGUUCCUCCUUUGA